CUUUAAUAAUCUUAUUUUAAUUUUUGUUUAAACAGCAGUCCGUUUAAAAACUGUAUAAAAAUCAAUUUCAAACGGACUCCUUAUUCAUAUCAAUAAAUUUGAAACACAAAAUUCAACGAUUGCUGUACCUGUUUGAAGAUAGCGCCAAUGGAUACUUUUACCCUAUCUUUUUGUUUUUUUAUGCUUUGUUUAUCUUCAACCCUUGCUGAUCCUGAUGGUCCACCACACACGCAUACAUUAGAAAAUUUAUGCAAGGAUUUAAAAGAAUCAAUUGAUGAUGGAACUUUUUUUGGUCGCAAGAAGAUUCUGGACGAUUGCUCGGCUAAAUCCCUUCCACCGGAUCAAGUUAAAGCUAUGGAAAAAUGUCGAUCGAUGAUCCCGCUGGAGACUCCAAGUGAUGUGGAAAAGGUUUGCUCUGAUAUUAAGUCACAUGAACCUAAAUUUAAUGAGGCUCGAUCAUGUUUCAAAUCCAACUCCCCUGCUUCAGACGCCAAGAAAACUUUUCAGGAUUGUAUUAAAGAAGCUUUGGAUAAGGAAUGAAUCAAUCAAUGCAAUCAAUUCGGAUCAAGUUUCGGAUAUCGGCCUUUUAUUAACUGUCUUACAUCGUUGUUACACACUAAAAAUAUGAUUUUCUGGUCUAUUAUUAUUAAAUGAAUAGAGUUUAUUGUCAAA
This is a messenger RNA of Tetranychus urticae (two-spotted spider mite), 672 nucleotides long. RefSeq lists its product as uncharacterized. The record is from RefSeq and is a predicted model, not a curated record. NCBI's taxonomy places the organism in Eukaryota, Metazoa, Arthropoda, Arachnida, Trombidiformes, Tetranychidae.